Messenger RNA from Clonostachys byssicola, 399 nucleotides. Lineage: Eukaryota; Fungi; Ascomycota; Sordariomycetes; Hypocreales; Bionectriaceae. The record is from the annotation of a GenBank genome assembly.
AUGUAUCACAACAUAAUCAUCGGGAUAAACCUCAAGGUCGACAAUUGGGGAGCACGACUCUGGUACAGGCAUUCCGUGCUCAGUAAUGAUCAAGCUUGGCUUGUGGCCGAGACUCUGGUAUAUGUCAUGACACAACUCACAAUGGACAAGCGCCAAAGCUCAAGCAUGGAGCAAUUGCACAAGUGGAAUCUGGAGGAACCCAAGGUUAUGGAAAGGUGGAUCCACGAUUUCAUCGUCGAGCAAUGCCAGCGACGCCCUAACGCGUCCGCCGUGUGCUCGUGGGAUGGGAAUAUGACAUAUGGCGAACUUGAUCGACUCUCCAGUAAUAUUGCCAGCCACUUGCUUGACCUUGGCGUGGGACCCAAUUCCUUUGUUGGCGUCUACUUCGAAAAGUUGUGA